UAGCGUCAACGCUCGCGCAUGCGCACUAAGGGUGGCCUGGUCGUCGCGGCGGCAGCUGGGGAAACCGGUGGUGGCGCGAGGGCCAAUUCAGCCCGGCCUUUGCCUUCUGGCCUCGGUUCUCCUCAGUCCGGUGUCCUCCAGCCCUGCCCCAGCCUACCUGAGUCCUCAUAGCUCGGCCUCGGCCGCCCACCCCUGCCGCAAUGAUGAUGAUGGCAUUGAGCAAGACCUUCGGGCAGAAGCCCGUCAAGUUCCAGCUGGAGGACGACGGCGAAUUCUACAUGAUCGGCUCGGAGGUGGGAAACUACCUCCGUAUGUUCCGAGGUUCUCUGUACAAGAGAUACCCCUCACUCUGGAGGCGACUAGCCACUGUGGAAGAGAGGAAGAAAAUAGUUGCAUCGUCACAUGGUAAAAAAACAAAACCUAACACUAAGGAUCAUGGAUAUACCACCCUUGCCACCAGUGUGACUCUGUUAAAAGCUUCUGAGGUGGAAGAGAUUCUUGACGGCAAUGAUGAGAAGUAUAAGGCUGUGUCCAUCAGCACGGAACCCCCCACCUACCUCAGGGAACAGAAGGCCAAGAGGAACAGCCAGUGGGUCCCCACCCUGCCCAACAGCUCCCAUCAUCUGGAUGCUGUGCCAUGUUCCACCACCAUCAAUAGGAACCGCAUGGGCCGGGACAAGAAGAGAACCUUCCCUCUGUGCUUUGAUGACCAUGACCCAGCUGUGAUUCAUGAGAAUGCAUCUCAGCCUGAGGUGCUAGUGCCCAUCCGGCUGGACAUGGAGAUCGAUGGGCAGAAGCUGCGGGAUGCCUUUACCUGGAACAUGAAUGAGAAGCUGAUGACCCCUGAGAUGUUUUCAGAAAUCCUCUGUGAUGACUUGGAUUUGAACCCACUGACAUUUGUACCAGCCAUUGCCUCUGCCAUUAGACAGCAGAUUGAGUCCUACCCCACAGACAGCAUCCUGGAGGACCAGUCUGACCAGCGUGUUAUCAUCAAGUUGAACAUCCACGUGGGAAACAUCUCCCUGGUGGACCAGUUUGAGUGGGACAUGUCGGAGAAGGAGAACUCACCAGAGAAGUUUGCCCUGAAGCUGUGCUCAGAGCUGGGGCUGGGCGGGGAGUUUGUCACCACCAUCGCUUACAGUAUCCGGGGACAACUGAGCUGGCACCAGAAGACCUACGCCUUCAGUGAGAACCCCUUGCCCACGGUGGAGAUUGCCAUCCGGAACACAGGCGAUGCUGACCAGUGGUGCCCACUGCUGGAGACUCUGACUGAUGCUGAGAUGGAGAAGAAGAUCCGAGACCAGGACAGAAAUACAAGGCGGAUGAGGCGUCUUGCCAACACUGCCCCAGCCUGGUGACCAGCCCACCAGUGCUCAGCUCUCAUGGAGCAUCUUGGAAGAUUGGAGGACCCCUCUCCUUCCUCUUCUGGCAAGGAAAGAGGCAAGGGGACAGCUUAGUGCCAUUCUGAGGAAUGGGGGAGGGGUGGAGAGUACUGGGGACCUCCAGGUCACCCCCCCAACAUACAUUCCAUUUGCUGAGCCCCAAUCCUGUCCCCUCCUCUUAGCACCCUCCCCCGGUGUCUGGGGUCAGGAAAAAGCCUCAUUUUGGGUUGUGUUUUGUUUUUGUAUAGAAGCCCCAGGCAGGGCUAGAUAUACUUUUUAAAUAAAAGGCAACAGGUCAUGCUCA
Molecule: messenger RNA, 1686 nt
Organism: Heterocephalus glaber (naked mole-rat)
Lineage: Eukaryota; Metazoa; Chordata; Mammalia; Rodentia; Bathyergidae
Gene: Smarcb1
Product: SWI/SNF related BAF chromatin remodeling complex subunit B1
Biological process (GO): chromatin remodeling
Cellular component (GO): nuclear chromosome
Source: RefSeq, a predicted model, not a curated record